AAAAUCCCCCUGUUGCUUCCUGGUUCAGUCUUUGUCUAAAUAUCAACUUGCACAAUAAUAAUCUGAAGAAGCAUUUGACUGUGCACAUGUUGCGGCUGCAGCUCAGGUAGGCGUUAAGAGCUGUGCCGUCCUCCUCUGAUGACACGUGGAGGAUCAAUCACGCUAUACUGCGCGCAUACUAGAUCUGAAAAGCCUCAAGGCAGAAACCAGGGGUCUUAAAGGCUGUUUGUGAGCCACGAGAAACAACUGCAGGAUGCCCAACCCUCGUGAAUGAAUAACUACAUUCAGGUCUGAGACGUAAACACUGAGGCUCCGUGCGCCAGAGCUGACACCAAACUUAGGCGCUGUCCACGGUGCUGAAUCGCCCUACAGCGUCCCCUCAGUCCGGUGCGUGGACCGACGACCCUGUGAGCGUCAUCUUUUCUGCGACCUGUUCAUACCUGAGCUCUCGGAACACCGAUGAUCGAUGAUCCACAGGAGGAUGUGAAAAGCUCACAGUUUUAUCCACGCGAUUUAGUCAGACACCAGACCUGCCUGUGAUCACUCAAUCUGCAGGAGACCAUGGGUGAAGGACUUGUGGAAUUAAACCAGAAAUGAAGAAUCCGCUUCAGCACGGGAAAAAUGUUUCUGAAGACAUCGAUUGUUACGUACUUUCACUGGUCAUCUGUUUAGUGACCAGCUCGGGGCCGAUUCAGUCAGAAACCCUUCAAUGAAAAGCGUUCAUUCAUUCAUGUGGAAUCCCAACAUGUUAUCAAGAUGAACUACAAGCUUUUAGUUUCUCUUCAAGCAUAGGAAAUCAGCGUUUUAAUCCAAGAAGAGCGACAACAUCUCCUCCAAGACAUGGCUCGUCUGCUUGUUUUGGUCAACUCUGUGAUCCUGUUGCUUUUUGGCAGCGACAUGUUCUUAGUAGGAGCAAAUCGGCCACCAGCUCCUGUCAAUGUAUCUGUCCUGCACCUACGGUCUGACUCUGCAACUGUGUCCUGGGAGGUUCCAGAAGGAGAUACAAUAAUUGGCUUCUCAAUCUCACAACAAAGACAAGAUGGACACAUGCAGCGAUUCAUUCGAGAGGUCAACACCACCAGCCGCUCCUGUGUCCUCUGGGACCUGGAAGAAGAGACUGACUACAUCAUCCAGGUCCAGUCUAUUGGCCUUUAUGGGGAGAGCCAAGCAAGCAAGAAGGUCCACUUCAGGACCCUGAAGAAGACAGACCGCUUCCCCUCCAACAGCUCCAAUCAAGAUGAUCCCACUGUGCAGGGCCUGGACAAGUCCCGGCAUCUACAAACAGGAGAGAUGAUCAUAAUUGUGGUGGUUCUCGUCAUGUGGGCAGCUGUUAUUGCCCUCUUCUGCCGGCAAUAUGACAUCAUCAAGGAUAAUGACUCCAGCAACAAUAAGGAGAAGGCCAAACCGUCAUCAGAGAGGAGCACGCCAGAGCACCACAGUGGAGGACUUCUGAGGAGUAAAUUUCACCCCUCUGUACCAUCUAUCAACAUCAUUGAAGUCUGAGAAGAAGGAAGACAAAGCUCUCUUGUUUUGUCAAUGCAUUUUUAACUUUCUCUCUAACUUUCUGAGGGAAAAACAGACAGAAUAUGUGGUUUCGUGAGGGAUUCAUCUGUGAAGAGGAGUGACUCGGACAGAAAAGACUCACACAUACAUGUACAGUAUUUGUAGGAAAGCAACAGUAAAUUUAAAAACACUGCUACACACAAAUACACACAUGUUGCAGUAGCUAGCAGAAACCUCCUGCAGGUCGUUAGAACAUAAAUGAAUGUUAACCCAUGGUACAGUUAACAUUUACGUCUUUGCCGGGUGCUUUGUAUGUUAUUGCAAUACAAGACACAAAAAAGUUAUCAUCUCUGGGAAGCCUGUCUCCAUGAUUUUAAAUACGCAGUGUAUUUUUGAUAAUGGCAUGUGCAAUUAGAUACCAUGUUUGUGUUAUAGGCAAUUAAAUCUAAAUACUUCAUUGUUUUUCCAUUAAAAACUCUGAUAUGCUGCCUAAUUGAGAAAUGUAUAUUGUUAUCUACCUGCUGUGAGCAGCUAAUAGGAGAGGAAAGCAACCACAUGUAUCAUAAAUUCAUUUUAAAGACCAACAGAGACCAUUUCUUAAUUAUUCACAUUAAAACACCAUUUGAUAACACUGUAUUUUUUUCAUAUUACACAUAUAACAAGCAUUGUGACUAUAUGAUACAUAUCUCAUUCAUUUACUUAAUAAAGUUGCAUGCAGGUCAUUUGCUUGUAGAAUAGCAUUUGAUGUGUAUUCAAAGUUAGAUGCCAAAAUGGAGAAAUAAAGAACAAUAUAUUAUGAAAAGAUAUAAAUGCUUUGCUUGAUCUUUUUUGCUGCUCCUAUCUUUAAUCACACAGCAUUUAAUUUUAGUCCUUGUACACUUCCUGACAACUACAUUAUCUGAAGUGUGAAAUAAACCUUCUUUUAAAUGCCCAGUUACUAAUUUCAGCUAAUGUAAUGGACUUACUCAUACUUCCACUGUAUGCAUAAUGGACUUCCACACAAAAAAAGCUCAUCCAAAGUCCCGAAGGUGCAUUUUGUAUAUU
Messenger RNA from Sphaeramia orbicularis (orbiculate cardinalfish), 2547 nucleotides. It is a transcript of the gene fndc4a, whose product is annotated as fibronectin type III domain containing 4a. Gene Ontology annotation, cellular component: extracellular region; plasma membrane. The record is from RefSeq and is a predicted model, not a curated record. The coding region runs from base 841 to 1503 and encodes 220 amino acids. Gene Ontology annotation, molecular function: protein binding. Lineage: Eukaryota; Metazoa; Chordata; Actinopteri; Kurtiformes; Apogonidae. The transcript is spliced from 6 exons.